AUGGCAAAAGAUUGCAGUGUUUGCGCCGAAACCAAAUCAUCAACGCAAUUCCCUACGUCACAAAUUUCUCGAAAGUGCACCCAUACACCGACAACGUGCCUGCCGUGUAUAACACUCGCCAUAAAAACGGAGCUUUCCAGCAAACCAUGGGAACAAAUUGGAUGCCCCGAAUGCGGCAUAGCGCUCGAGCACCAAGACGUGCAGAAGUAUGCCGAUCUAGAAACGAGGGAAAUGUAUGAUAGAUUGAUGGUACUCCAACAACUGGAAGGAAUCUACCUCCGAAAAGAUUGCUUUUCAUUUUAUGUAAAUGCCAACGACUGGAAUGAAGAAGCGUUCUUUGCCGUUAUGCACAUACUUCAUGCUCAAACAAGGCGAUUUCCGCAAGGUGAUUUCCGCAACGUCCACGACCUCUCUGACUUUGAAUUCAACGAUUUAUAUCUCGACGCCAUGUCAGGGUCCUUCGAGUUCGUGGACGACAGAGUUACUAAGACAUCCAUACCACAGUCUCUCAUCGACCAACAGACCAGCCCCAACUUCCUCCAGCCACAGAUAUAUAACGUCCAAUCUUCAUCUUGGACACCUUUUAACAAUGAAGUCAGAACACUUAGGCGGGGAGAUGUCCUUAAAAUUGCAUCCUGGAACUUGUUUUUCUCGGUUCCCGCCACCGUCGCUCGUGCCUCCGCCGCCAUCGCCUAUUUGCGGACCAUGCUUGGCCCAGAACCUCACAACCUCGGGGUACUUUUCCAAGAACUCCGCCAAGAAUCACUAGAAGUCAUCCUGGAGAACAAGUGGACUCAACAAAACUUCGUCCUCUCCGAAUACAGAGCCACCAUAGUUCGAUGGUGCAGACAAUGA
Trichoderma gamsii is the source of this 855-nucleotide messenger RNA. RefSeq lists its product as hypothetical. The transcript is spliced from 2 exons. The record is from RefSeq and is a predicted model, not a curated record. NCBI's taxonomy places the organism in Eukaryota, Fungi, Ascomycota, Sordariomycetes, Hypocreales, Hypocreaceae. Bases 1 to 855 code for a protein of 284 amino acids.